CUAUAUGUAGCUCUGCUUGUUAUUUUUCUUCUCUCUCUUUCUUAACCAAAAAGUUGAUAUCAGUUUGAAGAUCAAAAUUGUGCAAUGAAAAAUUUAACUUAGAAUGAAGAGCGAUUAUGAAGUCUGAUAUUUGUGAUCGUAGCUUUCUGGAGAUAAAACUGUUUAACGAGGCAAUUGAGUGUUUUUGCUUUUGUUGUUGUAUUUGGCAAUAAAGAAGAUUAAUGGAAUUUUGUCUAUUUAUUUAGUUCUCUUUGUGUUUUUGUGUCCGUAAAUGCUGUUGAGUUUUAGUGAUUUAAGAAACUUCAGUAAUUGUUUACUGUUGAGUUGUUUUUAUGUGUUUCAGUGUGGAACUGUUGUUGCCUGAUUUAAUUAUCGAGCUUUUCUACAUUCCUCUUUUUUCUUUUUUUGGCGGGAGACAUUCUUCUGUUUGUGCUGAAUGGAUUUUAAGUCUAAAUGUUAGAGAGUAGGUUGCCAUUUACCUUUUUCUUUUUUCGUUGAACGAUUUCUUGACAUUUUGGUGCUUCCUUGUACGACAAAUUAGUGAUUUGAGAUGAGUUGGAACUCGAAUAUGGAGGUUCAUUACACGAGCACUAGCUAUCCUUAUAACUCUGCCGGAAGCUUCAUGGAGUAUUUCGAAGGCCUUACAUAUGAACAUGUGAAUUUCAUUUUUGAUGGUGCUUCCCAUGUUGAGGAAAGUGUAUACCCGUCCAUAAGUGCAAAUUUCUAUAAGUUUGGCAUGUCUCAACCUGGGAGUGGUUCAUACUAUGAUCAUAGUCAUGCUUAUGAGGUCCAUGAUCACAGACCGCAAAUCAAUGACUACAGAAGGCCCCUAGAGAAUUCUUCAACAAUGGUUAACUCACCGGCUGCUGCAGUUAAUGCCGAAUGGGAAGGAAAUGAAAAUCCGAGUACUCAAACUGAUCCUGUCGAAUGUCCUCGGAGACAUCUUAAUGCUCCAGAUAUCCAGGUCAUUUGGCAAGACAAUGUUGAUCCUGACAAUAUGAGUUAUGAGGAAUUACUAGAAUUAGGUGAGGCGGUUGGAAUGCAAAGUCGUGGUCUUUCCCAAGAACAAAUUGCUAUGCUUCCAGUCUCAAAGUACAAGUGCAGCUUCUUCUCAAGAAGGAAAUCAAGAAGUGAAAGGUGUGUAAUUUGCCAAAUGGAAUAUAAGCGAGGUGACCGGCGGAUUAUACUGCCUUGCAAACAUGGCUAUCAUGUUGGUUGUGGGACUAGAUGGCUUAGCAUCAAUAAGGCCUGCCCCAUAUGUUACGUGGAUGUCUUUGGUGAUGCAUCAAAAUGUUAGGAAAUAAUCACUGGUGGACAUAUAGAAGAAGAUUGUCAACUCGUUUUUUUUUUUUUUUUUUUUUUUUCUAUCGUUUGGGUUUUGGGUAAUUUCCCCUGCACAAAUAGUUGUUUGCUUCAGCUUUUCCAUUUUCUGGUGUAGAAAACUAGGUUUUGCAAUAAACAAGCUAUAAACUUUAUGCAAGGUUGAUUUGUCUGAAUCCAGAUACUUGUAUCAACUUUAUAAUUGGUCUAUAUUUCACGGUUCUCUUCAGAAGGAGUUAGUGA
Molecule: messenger RNA, 1563 nt
Organism: Ricinus communis (castor bean)
Lineage: Eukaryota; Viridiplantae; Streptophyta; Magnoliopsida; Malpighiales; Euphorbiaceae
Product: E3 ubiquitin-protein ligase BIG BROTHER
Exons: 7
Coding region: 551-1297 (248 amino acids)
Biological process (GO): negative regulation of organ growth; protein ubiquitination
Molecular function (GO): ubiquitin-protein transferase activity; ubiquitin conjugating enzyme binding
Source: RefSeq, a predicted model, not a curated record